Molecule: messenger RNA, 2941 nt
Organism: Pocillopora meandrina
Lineage: Eukaryota; Metazoa; Cnidaria; Anthozoa; Scleractinia; Pocilloporidae
Source: the annotation of a GenBank genome assembly
AUUUUCCAUACAUACUCAUGUCUGAGAUGGAUUUUUUAGAAGAGCAAAGAGAAGAGAUCGAGAGCCUUAAAGCCAUAUUUCCUGAUGAAUUCUCCGAACUCAGUUCUUUCCCUCCGACGUUUAUGAUCAGAAUUGAUGAGCUAAACAUCCCUUCUUCCGUCACGUCGCUUCAACUGAAGAUUUCCCUUCCAUUGAAAUAUCCAGAAGAAAUUCCUUUGAUCGAGAUCCCAAAUCGCUCUAAUGUAAUGCCAAAAGAGUUCAUAGAAGAACUGAUCUCCUUCUUGAAAUGUUCGUGUGAGGAAUCUAUGGGAAUGCCUAUGGUGUUUGGCUUAGUAGAUUCAGCAAAAGAAUGGGUUGAGGAAAAUGCAAUGAGAUUCAACGGCUUUCAAGGAGACCAAGCAGCAGAAAUUGAAUCAGAUGAGGAAACAGAUGGUCAAGAUUCUAUUUACUUGGAAAAUUUCAAAGACAAAUUGGAAAUGAUCAAUGCAAAAGGUGGAAGAUGGGACUUCGUCAUUGGCCUAAUUGGUAAUAAUUAGACAUCAUAUAUAAUUAUUUAGGUAAAGUUAAAAUAUUAAUAAAAUAAAUACUCAGCAGUUUUAGCUACUAAGGCUUGAUUUCUGUUGUUCUCACGAUUGUGGUCAUUGUUCCUCCCAGAGAAGAAUUCCUGUGGUGAAGGAGUGAUUUUCAGAUGAACAGCUGGUUCAUUAUCAAGCUUACUGGACUGUUAGAGUAUUUUUCUAAAUUAACCUGGAUUGUAUUGGUUGUGCUAAACUACAUUUGAAGCACCAUUCACUGGUUUGCAAAACUCGUGCUAUUGUCCUUAACAGUCAGAUGUGAAACUUAAUCAAUUUCUAGUGUGUCCCUGGUGUUUUCCUACAGUUUUAACUCUCAGUUAUUUAUCUGUCUUUGUUAUGAUGAGGAGAAUGAUGAAUAGGAACAAUGUGUACAUCAUAAGAAGCUAAGGAGAACUUAUUUGUAAAUAAGUCAAUAAAUACAAGCUAAAUGCCUGGGGGUUGUGGUUGGAGCUGUUUGUAAGCCUCGUGAGAUAAAUAUUAAUAGAAAUAAAUUUUAGUUGUUAAAUUUUCAUUGAGAGGACUUAAAUUUAUUUUUCAGGGAAACCCUCAGCUGGAAAAUCCACUUUCUUUAAUGCUGCUACGCACCAAAAUAUGGCAAAGAUAGGUGCGCAUCCCUUCACCACAAUUGAACCAAAUAUUGGGCAGGCAUUUUAUGCAAUACCUUGCCCUUGUGUUCAGUGGAAUAAACAAUGUCAUGCUCGAUAUGGCCACAGUGCACAAGGUGAAAGGUUUGUUCCAGUCUUGCUCAAAGAUGUGGCUGGUUUGGUGCCAGGUGCAUGCGAAGGAAGGGGACGGGGAAACAAAUUUUUGAAUGAUCUCUUGGAUGCUGAUGUACUCAUUCAUGUUAUUGAUCUGUCAGGGCAGACAGAUGAGAAUGGAAAACCUACCACCGGUAAGUACUGGAGAUUAAAAUUUGAUUUAUUGGUUUUCUUCAUAAAAACAUUUUUAGUCAUAAUUAACCUUUUUACCCCCUUAGAAGUGACUAGCAUCUAAUUUCUCCUUACAAUAUCACUUCAGAAUCACACAUUUAGGUCACAGGAAUAUAGGAAAUGAUCACCACCUAAAUAAGCUCUUGAUUGUUUAACAAAUUCUCCUUGUCAGGGCCUUAAGAAAUCUGAGAUAACUACAGAGAAAAAGGCAAACUGGUGUUAGGGUAUAAAGGGUCUUGUCUUCUCUAGGGUGGCCUAUUCAUGUCAUAUUUUUCUUUUUAUGGUGAGCUUUUGAUUGUUCUUUUUUGUUAUCAGAUUAUGACCCUACAAGAGAUGUGGGAUGGAUCCAGCAAGAACUUCACAGCUGGAUUUAUGACAAUAUUAUGGACAAAUGGGACUCAAUUGUGAAGAAACCAGCCAAACUAUUUGACAUGUUCACUGGAUACCAUGCAUCUCAAGCAUUGAUUCACUUAGCAUUUGAGUCAGCAGGAAUCACAGAUAAAAACCUCCUUACUAUUCCUAAGACAGAAAAAGCAAAUGCUGAACUUUUGGUGCACAAAUUAGUUGAUAAAUUCUUGUGCUUGCGCUUUCCAAUUCUCUUAGCUCUUAACAAAGUUGACUUUCCUGAUGCUGUUCAAAAUUUGAAGAAAUUUCAAGAGCAGUUUGUGGACAUGACAAUGGUCCCUGUUAGUGCAAGGAGUGAGUGUAUUCUACAAAAGGCAUCCAAGGAUGGUGUGUUGACCUACCAAAGUGGUGCAUCAUAUUUUGAAAUUAACCAUCAAACUCAGGAUCUAAGUGAACAGUCCAAGAAAGAGUUGAUACAAGUAAAAACCAGUGUCCUUGAUGUCUUUGGUGACACUGGUGUCCUGCAAGCUUUGUCGCAAGCUGUGAGUCUCCGAUCACCAGUUUAUGCAUUUCCAGUUAACUGCCUUGAUACUUGUCAAUCGAUCAAUGUGAUCACAAAAGAGAAACCCCAGAUAUUCAGAGACUGUAUUGUGUUGAAACCAGGCACAACAGUAGAAAAACUCUUUAACAUCUUGCUUUAUCCACCAGUUUCUCUCCUUGCUGGAGAGUAUGUGAGAGCAGAAGGAGUCAGUUCCAAAGGAGUGAAAAGUGUAUUACAUAAACAUGACAUCGUGAAUGAGACAAACCAGAUUUUGAAAAUUAUGAGCACCAGGAAAGCUUCACACUCAACUAAGACUAGAAAAUAAGUAUCACUUUCAGAUAUUAGAACAGAUAUAAUUUAAGUACCUUCUAUGUUUAUUGAUUAAAUAUUCUUAAACAUUUGUAAACCAAAUAAGGAGGUGCGGAUUGGGUUGCAAAAACCUCCUGUCUCCCUCCUCCCCAGCACCCAGCUUUGUAACUCAUAUCCAGCUUUCUUUUGAAUCCUUUUCUCAAAUUUACAAAUUCUUGAAAAUUUAAGAAAAUAAUAUCCUG